GACCUUUAAAAGCAACUGUUGCCUAAAGACAGACGUGGGAGGAAUUAUAGGUGAACCCAAGCUUGUCUAAAGAGCAGAGGCAGCUGCUACACGAUGAGUCUCAGUGAAUCAGAAUUCUCCGAGGAUGAGCAAGAAGUUGAAGAUGGGCAAGAGAAAUUCCAGAUGGAAGAAAGUGGCAGUGAGAUAGAGGAGGCGAAACCCAAGAAGAGGACCAGGCCAGUAAGAUCAAAGGCCAGAAGAAUUGCUGCCAAUGUCAGAGAAAGAAAGAGAAUCUUGGACUACAACCAAGCCUUUAAUGCACUAAGGCUGGCACUUAAGCAUGACUUAAGUGGCAAGAGGUUAUCCAAGAUAGCUACUCUAAAGAGGGCAAUCAACAGAAUAUCUACACUCUCCAUGUUCCUUCACUCAAGCCCUCCACAGAAGUGGUCUUGCAGCCAUGCAGAAUGCCGCCUGCAGUAUGAUGGGCAAAAGCAGCCAGAAGUCAAGGACAACCCUCAGAGAUUUGUGCUGCCCUCACAGACUCAGCAAGCUAUACCUGCAAGUCACGCAUAUGAAGAAGCCUCCCAUUUCCAGCACUGCAACUCUCCUCACUAUACCAGGUUUUCACCAGAGACUUCUUAUAUCCAUUGCCAAUUUGGAAACACAGCGGAGGAUGAUUUCUUUUCAAGCUCUCCAUACUGCACACAUGGAAGCUACAGCAUUGACAUUAGAGGAACUUGCUAUCCAAGUCAUACAGAAAACCUAGUGGAACCUUCUCCAGGAGCUUUUCCAUGGCAGCUGGGGUGUUUGCAAGGACCUAGUUACCAGCAUUCUCUUCCCAUGCACUGACCUUCCUGACAGACUCCUGGCAAUUUGCUGCUCCUACACAGAAAGACUGUCAUUUUUAAGAUUCCUUUCAGCCCAAGAUCAAAAUCAUUUGUAACAUCUAUGAUAACAUAAAAACGAAGAGCCUAAUCUCAGGGACAAAAUGAUUUAUUAAGUGUUAUUAUGUUCAGCAGCAAUUAGUAUUGCAUUGCUAGCAAUUCAUGCAUUAAAUCAGUUAAAAUGUGUUUUCUAUGCUGUAUAUUUUCUGCUGAGAAAUAUUCUUUUUCUAUUAGUUAGUACUAAAACUAAGAUUCUGUUACAAAACUGUAUUUGCUCAUGACAGUAAUGUCUCUGCUCCAUGUGCAUCUAUAUAACGUAGGCUGCACUGCAAACAUUUGAUUGCAUAUAUAUGCAGAAGUGAGUUCUAGUUGGAUAUGGUACUUUUCUCUGCUUGAUCAUGUCCCACUGUCUUAUCCAUUGCUUCUUAUUCUGUUACAUAAGGUAGGCACCCAUUUAGGCAGCACAAGCUUAUUUUCAAUUAACAUCCCUUAGAAACAUUCCUCAUUUAUUUGUCAGCCGAUUCCAUUUAUUAAUGAGGUUUGUUGAUUUGGGUCCAUUAUUUUACCAUAAACUUAGCACUUAUAUGAUAUAAGGCUGUCAUGCUAAACCAUUGAUUUUUCUACUAGCCCCUAUGUGCAGGUAUAAGGCAUAAAUGUUAAUUUAAUAAAUAUUUGAAUGCAGUAAAAUCAGCUUAAAACUGAAGCAGUGUUAACCUUAGGAUCUGUAUAAUUUCCCCUUGGUUGCAUUUUUCUAAAUAUUUCUACCCCUUUUGCUUCAAUUCUCACUUAUUAAGUGAUAAAUGAAUAUAUUAAACAUAUAGUGGUUGUGUGCAGUCAGAGAACUUAUAAUGCUGGGAAAUGCAUAUGCUGUUUUUCAGCAACUUGUUGUAGGUUGUUUGUUUUCACCUCUAUCCUCCUUAGAGCGUCAGAGAGGGGUCUAGCAAGGGCUUGGCUAUGCAGCAUACAGGGCCUCCCUCCAGCUGCUAAAACUCAGCAUACAGAAUAUUCCUGUUAUUGGGAAAAAAGGGAAAUGUUUUUCAACAACAAUUGCAUCUUGUAUUCUAGAAUGUGCAGCUCUCCUAUAGUUUUCAAUGUGUGUUUUAUUUGUUCUGAGAUUUAUAUGGAACAUAAACGAGACUAUAAUGCUACUUCUGUACUUCCCAACAUAUGGGCUCCUAUAAGGGAACAGUAUGUGCAGGCCAGUGACUGGUGACUGCGGUACUCCAGCUGCUGCUGAACUGAAACUGACACAGUGCUUCAAAUAAUGUCAGGAGUCUCGAACUCAAGUUCUCAAGCUGUCCUGGUAUUAUUGGACUUUUUUCCCCUGCUCUAGGGGCAAACUUGUAAUUGUAUUUUAGAGCUACAGUGCCAUAGACACAGCUCUGACCAAGUACUGCAUUCCAAUUACUGUGCUAUUUCUAUUUUGACUCCUAAAUCCUGAAAUCAUGCAUGAUGGACUCAGUGAAACUGAUAUAAUGUGAAAAAUAUUAUUUUGUUAUUUGGAAAUAAAGUUUUAUAUUCUGUAAA
Molecule: messenger RNA, 2390 nt
Organism: Xenopus tropicalis (tropical clawed frog)
Lineage: Eukaryota; Metazoa; Chordata; Amphibia; Anura; Pipidae
Gene: bhlha9
Product: basic helix-loop-helix family member a9
Exons: 1
Coding region: 94-828 (244 amino acids)
Cellular component (GO): nucleus
Molecular function (GO): protein dimerization activity
Source: RefSeq, a predicted model, not a curated record